This is a messenger RNA of Scylla paramamosain (green mud crab), 7648 nucleotides long. Its product is annotated as putative nuclease HARBI1. The transcript has 7 exons. Gene Ontology annotation, molecular function: ligand-gated monoatomic ion channel activity. Gene Ontology annotation, cellular component: membrane. NCBI's taxonomy places the organism in Eukaryota, Metazoa, Arthropoda, Malacostraca, Decapoda, Portunidae. The record is from RefSeq and is a predicted model, not a curated record. Bases 1 to 435 code for a protein of 144 amino acids.
AUGCUUGCCUACACAACCCCAACGGACACAGCUCUGUAUCGGCGCAUCCCGGCUAACACGACAGGCCUCGCCAGCAUCCUCUUCUUCAUCGAGCGACUCCAGAGGUGCUACAUACCCACGGGGGAGAAGCCUGUUAGCAUGGGAGUUGCUGCUGGCUGGUACAUGUUGUCAGCUCUCCUACAACAAGGCUCCAACACCUACCCAAUCAGCACUGCAGCACGGGUAAUCUACUGGGUUGGCUACAGUGUGUCCCUCAUUGUGUACACAUCAUACUCUGCCACACUGGUCUCACAUCUUGCUGUGGAGCAGCCUGCACCUCUGCCAUUCAGCAACCUGCGGGACCUGUCUAGGCAGUCAGGCUGGGAUGCUGGAUGCAACAACAAUGACCUCUUCCAAGUGACAGCCUCGGUGGGUCCUUGGCUUCUUGCUGUGUGAACUGAUAUACCAUCCAGUGGUUGAGAGUUGAGGAGAGAGAGAGAGAGAGAGAGAGAGAGAGAGAGAGAGAGAGAGAGAGAGAGAGAGAGAGAGAGAGAGAGAGAGAGAGAGAGAAUUUUGUUCAGUGCCAGAUUUAGGAGUCCACAAAAAGACCAGCUGCCCAGGAGCCUCCACAAUCUGGGGUCUCCACAAUCUGAGGAGUCUCCCACAUAAAUAUUCUGUAAGUGAAAGAAACUUAAAUUAAUCAAACACUAGUUUUCUAUGAACUAAAUAUUUUUUUUAUUACUAUCAAAAUAACCACUUGUUUCAUUUACACUAAAUAAAUAUGUUCCUUUCACUAUAAUAUAUUAUAUGUAUUAAAAACUGCAUGGAAUACAGAUACAAAAAUAUUAAUAUAAAUAUUUCAGGUAGAUGGCCUCCACACUCAGGCUGCUCACAGGCCUCCACAGACACAAAUCCAGCCCUUGAUUUGUAAAUUAAUUAUUUUAUUUAAUUAUUUAUUUUUUCUUUGUAAGAGGAGCACUGCCUUAGGGAGGGAGAGGGAGAAAGAGAAUAAUAAAAAAAAAAAAAAAAAAAAAAAACCGAUGCCAUUUCUUUAAGAAAUGGCAUCUGUAAUAAUAAUCUGUUAUAUGCCAUAAUAAAUUAUGGCAUAUAACAUAAAAUGUUAUAUGCCAUUUGAUAACAGUUUUCUAUAGAUCUAAGUGUAACUCAGUAAGUUUGUAACACGAUCUCCCUUUCCUAAAUCCAAAUUGCUUUAUUAUCACUGGGAGAGGCUGGGAUGGACUGGGAGAGGCUGGAAUGCACUGAGAGAGGCUGGGAUGGACUGGGAGAAGCUAGGAUGCACUGGGAGAGGCUGGGAUGGACUGGGAGAGGCUGGAAUGCACUGAGAGAGGCUGGGAUGGACUGGGAGAGGCUGAAAUGCACUGGGAGAGGCUGGGAUGGACUGGGAGAGGCUGGGAUGGACUGGGAGAGUCUAGGAUGCACUGGGAGAGGCUGGGAUGGACUGGGAGAGGCUGGAAUGCACUGAGAGAGGCUGGGAUGGACUGGGAGAGGCUGGGAUGGACUGGGAGAGGCUGGAAUGCACUGAGAGAGGCUGGGAUGGACUGGGAGAGGCUAGGAUACACUGGGAGAGGCUGGGAUGAAAAGGCUGGGGCUGGGGCUGAGGCUGGGGGAAAAGGUCAAGAAUGUUGGGUGUAUCUCCAAGACAGUCAGGAAUACGAGUAGGGUGUUGCACCAAUUGCUCUAGGUCAUGGAGGAUAGCAAAGUUGUAGGCUAGUUCACCAGGAUGGUCAGUGAAGGGAGAGGAAAGCCAAAGCUGGUGGUGAACAUUGAAGUCUCCAAGAAUGGAGAUCUCUGCAAAAGGGAAGAGGGUCAGAAUGUGCUCCACUUUGGAAGUUAAGUAGUUAAAGAAUUUCUUAUAAUCAGAGGAGUUAGGUGAGAGGUAUACAGCACAGAUAAAUUUAGUAUGAGAGUGACUCUGUAGUCGUAGCCAGAUGGUGGAAAACUCAGAAGAUUCAAGAGCGUGGGCACGAGAGCAGGUUAAAUCAUUGUGCACAUAAAUGCAGCAUCCAGCUUUGGACUGAAAAUGAGGAUAGAGAAAGUAAGAGGGAACAGAAAAGGAGCUACUGUCAGUUGCCUCAGACACCUGAGUUUCAGUGAGGAAAAGAAGAUGAGGUUUAGAAGAGGAGAGGUGGUGUUCUACAGAUUGAAAAUUAGAUCUUUGACUGCGAAUGUUGCAGAAGUUAAUGAAGAAAAAGUUGAGGGGGGUGUCAAGACACUUAGGGUCUUUGACAGAAAGGCAGUCUGACCUGGGGACAUUUAUGGUCCCCUCCCCAGAUGGGGACUACGAGGCUGGUGUAGGAGUCGCCACGAUGAUUUUAAAAUUUUUGAGUGAAAGGUGUGUGUGUUAUUAGGUGCUUGUAGUUUUGUGUGGAGGAAGAGAGUUGUCUUUAGAGGGCAGGCUAUGACUGCCCCCUUGUGUUGUGAGACACAAAGGGAAACGUUCAGCGAGGUCACAGCUGGGUUUAAUGAUAAGUUCACAGCACCCCCUGAACAGUGCUUUAGACCUCACUGGUAGUAAUUAUCAUUUAGGCAGAUGUCUACUGCCUCCUCAUAUAUAUAUAUAUAUAUAUAUAUAUAUAUAUAUAUAUAUAUAUAUAUAUAUAUAUAUAUAUAUAUAUAUAUACCCAGCCAACAUUGGAUAAUGGGAGGCAUGUGGGUGUUUUGUGGGCUACUUUAUGGGUCCCAUGUGGGCUACCCACAUUACUGUAAAACACAGGUUGUUCUUGGAGAUUUAAACUUUUUGUAUUUAUAAAUAUUGAUUCACAUGACAGUAAAGAUUCAUUUUACUAACAUGCCAGUUUCUCUUAAACCAAGCAAUUUACGUGUAAUCUUAUCUUACAAAUGGCUUGAGGCAUUCUCUAACCCUCUUGGAAAGUCGACAGAUAUAAGUAAUACUGCUAAUUUUCAUUGAAAUAUUAAAAGAAAAUUAAAUAAAUAAAUAAAUAAAUAAAAUAAAUAAAUAAAUAAAUAAAUAAAAAUCUUUUGGUUCAGUGAUGUUCCUCAUUUUUUGUCCAAGGUUCUAACCAUACCUAAACUAACUUAACCACACCAAAACUAACCUAACCAUACCUGCUGUAACCUAACCAUACCUAAACUAACUUGACCACACCAAAACUAACCUAACCAUACCUGCUGUAAUCUAACCAUACCUAAACUAACUUAACCACAUCCAAACCUAACCACACCCAAACUAACCUAACUGUACUUGGUGUAAUCUAACCAUACCCAAAACUAACCUAACUACACCCAACCAUAUCAAACCUAACCUAACCAUACCUAAACUCAAGGCAAGGUAUGGCGUGUCUAGCCAGUGGUAGCCAUAAUUAUUUCCUAUUUUCAUCAAUAAGAAAAGGCAUUGAAUUCAAUUUAAAAAAAACCUUUCAAUUAUUGUUAAAGGUUUGUAGAAAAGAAUAUAUCAAGAGCUAGUGUUAUUUCAUAAGAUAGGUAAUGAAAUACUGGCACAUUAAUAAAAGUGAUAUCAAGCCUCAAUAUACUGACAUACGGUAAUAACAGUGUAGUACCAUCACAAUCACCAGCACCACCACCUUACCAUUUAUAUCACUAGACAACCACCUCUACACCGUACGUAAUGUACUUUCCACAUAUAAUGCAUACCUUUGGGCAAAUUGGUGUCAGCGGAGCAUUGAAUGAAUGCCUCUUGGCACUUGCUGGGAGACUGGAUGCCUUGGUAAUCUGCAGGGAUCACCACUUUUUAACACAGGCUAACUUCUUACUUUACACGUUAUGGAAGGCAUCAAGUAUGGCUUCAAGCAUUUUAAAGUAUUCACAACAUUGUCGAGUGCAAUUUAAGAUACCUUACUUCUGAACUGGUGUGAACCGCCAACGUACUGUUUACAGCACCCGCUGGGUUAAAACGUAUGUUCACUUUUUAAAUCUCUGGAUUAAAGUAUAUUGCAUUUUCAAGUUCAAAAAUUAAAAAUAUUAUUGCAUAAAAAUAAUGCACUUUUUUUCUCUUUCCACAAGUUACCUCCAACAGAUUAUUAAAGGUAGGUGGAAAAUUUAUUUAGAGCAUGAUGAACCCAGCCGUUAGCAGGAAGGCGGCACAACAACGUCAGCGGCGCACCUACAGAGUGAGAAGAGAUAUUUUCGCUGAGUACGACGAUGCUGAGUUACUGAAAAGAUUCAGAUUGGACCGUGCUGGUAUUGUUGCAGUGACUGAUAUAGUGAGAGACAAGCUGCAAAGUAAAACUGAAAGAAAUAGAGCCUUGACCCCUGAGAUGGUGGCCAUCACAUUACGAUAUUUAGCCACAGGAAAAAUGCAACAGUGCAGUUGUGAUGAUUUUGGAACAACGCAGCCCACUAUCAGCCGUGCAAUAUCACAGACAAUUGAUGCACUGGCUGACCCAGAAGUAAUCUGCCAGUUCGUGGCUUUCCCUCACACCCAGCGUGAAGUGCAGCAAAAACAGGCAGAGUUCAUGCAAGUAACUCAGUUUCCCGGUGUUGUGGGAGUGAUUGAUGGUACUCAUAUAAGAAUUGUGUCUCCUCAUGUCGAUGAACAUGUAUAUGUGAACAGGAAACGCUAUCACAGCAUAAAUGUGCAAGUAGUAUUUGAUGCUCACUAUAAGAUUCUUGACAUUGUGGCAAGGUGGCCUGGCUCAGUCAACGAUGCAAGAAUACUAGAUAAGUCAGCACUCAAACUGAUGUUUGAGGAACAACAUGUACCUGCAGGAUGCUACCUUCCCGGGGACAGUGGCUAUCCCUGUAAGCAGUGGCUCCUCACUCCUUACCUUCGCCCUCAAACUGUUGCACAAGCUAAUUAUAACAGGUGGGUUUAUUUGUAAAUAGUGUUCUGUUAGGUUUAGAUAUGCUUUGAACGAAUCUAGUAGCUUUCUCCCCAGGGCCGCCCUCCCGCGUGUGCCCGCAGCCCCUACAAGAACCGGUCCCUGCCCCCCUUUGGGCACGCUCUCCUCCCAAGGCUAAGUCCCCGGGGCGUGGCCGCCCAAACUAACCCCCCUCCUCCCAACAGUUCCAGUACCUUACGAUGCAGCCGAGGGGACUGACGCCACCACCACCACUGCCACCACCGCCACAACAAGGGUUAUUCAAAUGGGGAACAUGCUUCAGGUGUUGCCCCAAGAUGCCUCAGCCCCGCAGCCCCACUUCCCCAUGAUAGUGCAGGCAGGGAAUGUCAUACAGGUUGUUCCAGCUGACAACACGCAGGUAUUAGGGGCAGAAGUCGUUGGAGUUGGUCGGGUCAUGCAAGUGGUCGGAGUCCCAGGCUUUCCCCCGACCCCAGCCCCAGACCCCUGCCCCAGCCACCCCUCUCCCUGUGACCCCUGCCCAGUCAUCCCUCACCCCCUCCUGCCCCCCUGCGGUGCUGCCAGCGGGGGUGAUGGGAGGUGGAGGUGGGCCACACACACCUGGGUUAGCUGUGGCUUGGCUUAUCUCCCUCCUCAGCAGCAAAUCCCGAGGAUCAACGAGGACAUGGUGGACCCAGAGAUUGCAGCAGCAGCGAGAGAGAGAGAGAGAAGCAAGAGAGGAGGGAGAGGAAGGAGAGGAGGAGGAGAGAGAGGGAGGCCAGGAGGGAGGCACGUCAGAGAGAGAGGGAGAGGAAGAGGUUGAUUCUGUUACAACAACAACUGCAACAACAACAACAGUUAGUCAGUGAGGAGGGGGAGGGGCCGUCCUCUGAUGCUGAGGAUGAGGUAUUGUUCAGGGAGGCCAUGUCGGAGGUGCCGGUGGUGGGGUCGCCAGUUCCGGAGUACGAGGUGGAGGAGGAAAAGGAAGAGGAGGACGAGGAGGAGGCACGGAUAAGGAAGAAGAAAAGAUUAUUAGCUGUAGCCCUCCCUCCAGCUGAUAAGGGGAUAUUAAGGAGCCCUUCCUACAGGUUCGUUCGAUGCAAGGAGUUGGCACAGGAGGCGUCCGAGGCUGUGUAGAGCGGCCGUCUGAACCUGGUGCCACAGCUUACUAUGUUCAACAGAUGCCUGAAGGAAGUGUGUGUGUAAGGGAGGAUAAAGAGAUCAUGCUGGCCUAUGCAGACGAUGUCGCUGUCGUGACAGGAAGCCAACAAGAUCUUCAAGAGGCCAUGACAAGAUGGAAUGAUGUUUUAAAUAGGGAAGGAAUGAGAAUGAACAAACAAAAAACUUAUUUACUAGUGGACAAGCAACAAGUGAUGGUGUGGCUCUGAGCCACUGUAGUAGGGAUGUUAUGGUUUAAGUGUAGGAAGUUGCAAAUGCUCACCUAACAAUUGCACCUUAGUAGAAAAACACAAACAGGAAGUUUAUGCAAGUUUUUAUCCUUAUAUAAAAUGUUGUAUUGCAUCAAACCUCCAUACAUUACUGUCUCUAUCCAGUAUGAGACCGGUGUUCAGGAAGCACAAGCAUGUGCUGAAUAACAAGAAGCCGGCAUUGGUGAAGGUGACAACAUUUCAUCUAUUUAUACAUACUUUUUAUUAUUAAAGCUUAUCUUAUAAUUAUUUCUGAAGAGAUUGACUAAUUUUUGUAGUAUUUAUGACUUAGAACUAUGAUAAAGCUAUGAAUUGAUAUAAUUCCUGAUUUGUUUUAUCUUUUCAUUAUCCUUCCUUUGUUAAUUGAGCAUUUUAUAUUACUUAGCUUAAAAAUGCAAGAACGGUUCAGAAGUAUCCAACCUUGGGCUAAGGGCCAAAAUUAUGGUAUCAUUCAAAAUGUCCUUCAAAGAAAGCCCUCUGUAAUCCAACACACUUAGCCCAUUAAUCCUUCCAUUUCUCAUCAAUUUGUUCAACAUUCAUAUUUUUCCCUUAUAGGGUUGAACAAUUUUCAUGGGUUCAGAGCAAAAGGCUUCCUCAUUCCUCCCAAGGUAUUCUCGGAUGGUAAGCAGGUUUGACUCUGGAGCAAACCUGACCAAGGGCUACUGCCCAAGGCUACAGAGGUUCCUCUCCCUGAGGCUGAAUGCACCAUGUGAGAUGGUUCUGUUAUGUGGAUGAAUGUCAUGGUGGAUAGCAGUGCCACCACAUUCCUACAAUCAUCCAUCACUCCACUGCUCAAACGCUUCUGCAACCAAUGAUAGGUAUGCUGCCACAUUCUGCAUGGUCUCCUUGGCUCUCAGAUAAGGAUACUGUCAACAGGUUUGGGAUUGCCAAAAAAUCAUAAGGAGCUAUGUCUGAAAAGUCCAGAGAGAGAGAGAGAGAGAAAGAAUGAGCAAGAGAAAGAGUAGGAUGAAGCAAAGGAAGAGUCAAGAGGGAGGAAGAGAGAGUAGGACAAGAAAAAACAGAACAAAUAAAUCCCCUACACGUCUUGUCUCCAUUCACACAAGCCAUGAAAAGCUUGUCCAUCCCUGAGUGCUCAGAAGCAGUGUUCCACUGAUGAUGUGGAAACUUGAGACACCCAAUCAUUUAAUGGGCUUUAGUAGGUUUUGUCACCAGUCUUCUGUGUGUCACUGACUACAUUUUGAAAUUUUUAUCUGUUCUAUUUAAUUUUGUGUGUAUGUACACAAUGUUUAUGGUCAAUAAACUAUUUAUAAAACUAUUUAUCUGUGUGAGUAAGAUAAAAGCAGUUAUUGUUAUUAUUAUUAUUAUUAUUAUUAUUAUUAUUAUUAUUAUUAUUAUUAUUACACAUUUUCCUCCUUGUAUUUAAAUAUUAUUAUUAUUAUUAUUAUUAUUAUUAUUAUUAUUAUCAUGAAUUGUUCUUGUUUAUAAAUAAAAUACUGUAACUGA